AUGGCCAUCACCGAAACAAUCAAGCAUGCCGUCGGCCUCGAAGCUGGUCCUUCGACCAGUACGUCUCCCCCUCGAUCGCUACUCUCAAUGCCUCCUGCGACCGUCCAAUUCAGUCCACGCGCAAACACCCACAUCUUGCAACCCGCUCUGCACCCUCGCUCGUCAAUUGGAAUGCUCGAAUCAUGA
Molecule: messenger RNA, 186 nt
Organism: Aureobasidium musti
Lineage: Eukaryota; Fungi; Ascomycota; Dothideomycetes; Dothideales; Saccotheciaceae
Source: the annotation of a GenBank genome assembly